UCUCUCACUGCGCUCUCCUCCUCGGAGCUGCGUGCGUCUCUGCAUACGCUCGUGCGUAAGAGCGCGCCGAUGGAUGCGUAAAGUGCAAGAUUCCCGCGGAAGAAAAAAAAAAACAAAACAAAAAAACAUAACAAAAAAAACAACCCAAAAACGAUAAGACAUAUAGAGAGAGCUUUAGAUGAUGUUAGUCAAGAUGUUCAUCAGCUCGGAUGAAGGCGCGCUGCUGUUUGGGUGCAUGUCCCUGGACUUUUCAGCAUCGCGGAGGGACCACCGUCGCUCCUCUCCGAGCGUGUCUGCGUGAAGUGGAACGCAGGAGGAAGAAACACAAUGCGAGGCGCGUCCUUUCUCCUCGGCUUCCUGCUGCUCAAAGUUAGCGCUCUGCUGUGCACGGCUGACGGCGAGCCGGGCUUGCUGGGGGGCUUCGUGAUGAUCGCCACCUCCAACGGCUCCCGGGAGGAGGAGAGCGUGUCGGAGGAGACCCUGCACACGGAGGACAGAUGCCGGGGCUACUACGACGUCAUGGGGCAGUGGGACCCUCCGUUCGUCUGCAAAUCGGGCAGUUAUUUGUACUGCUGCGGCACCUGUGGCUUCCGCUUCUGCUGCGCCGACAAGCACUCCCGCCUGGACCAGAGCACCUGCAAAAACUACGACACCCCGUUGUGGAUGAAGACCGGCCAGACGCCGUACAAGAAAAACCGCAACAAGAUCCACGACAGCACCAAAGACAAGACCAACUUGAUAGUUUACAUCAUAUGUGGAGUUGUGGCCAUCAUGGCCCUUGUGGGGAUUUUCACCAAACUGGGACUGGAGAAGGCUCAUCGUCCCCAGAGAGAGAACAUGUCCAGGGCCGUGGCCAGCGUGCUGCAGGGCGGGGGUCCGAGUGAGCAGUACCAGGGAGAGGAGGCCCUCGGCAUGCAUUCCAAGCACUACGUUUCCAGAGCCGCAAACCUCCAGGGCGGUCAGAUGAACAACAACCUAGGAUCGGCGUCAAACAUGAUCCAACAGCACCCGUAUCCUGCUCUCGGUCAGCUGGCUCAUGUGUAUGAACAUCAACAACAUCAACAACAACAACAACAACAUCAACAACAUCAACAGCAGCAGCAACAACAACAACAACAACAACAACAGCAGCAGCAGCAACAUCAAAACAAGGAUUUCAACAAGUACGCCUCCCUGAAGGCAGUGGCUGCCAAAUUCAACGGUGAAGUCUACAACAAGCGCAGGCUGUUGGUGGAGCUGCCAACGAAAGAUGUUCUUCCGCUUCAGCCUAUAGGGAACUCCCGACCUUCUAUGGCCAACAUGUCGUCGAUGACCACUAACCACCCUAUUGCUUUUAACCCAAUGGCUUCCCACUCCAUGAACCCAGCGAUAAACCAGAUGCCCUCCAUGACACCUAUGACAUCAAUAACACCCAUGACUUCUAUGACUCCCAUGACGACACUCACCCCAAUGAACUCUAUGACUCCUAUGACGUCAUUGGGCCCACUGACCCCAGAGCCGGUGGCAACAUAUGUUACUGAGAUGCCCAGAGUCUCCUCCAUCUCGACUCUCCCGACAGAACGGCGUGGAGUUGGAGGAGGAUCGCUGAAGCCCAACGGUCAGAAACUUAAAAGCAACCACGGCCAUGUUGCUUACAGCACUCACAGUGCCCACACUCACCUUCACAGCCACAGUAGCAAGCCGCCAGGACUGGGGACUACCUCCCUGGCACACAUGGCAGGUACUAUGCCAGGCGGCACGUCCAUGGGCAUCUCCAGGGUCGCCGAGACCCCAAUUGGCUCCAGCUUUGCAACAAUGGGGCGCCCAUUGGCGUACAGUUCCAACACCAUAGCGGCUGGGCAUGGGGUGGGAAUGGGGCUAAGGGGAUGGGAUGGGACAGAGACAGUUGGCCGGAGGAAGACCUAUGGGCACAAGAGGCCUCAGUGUACAGUGCUGGAGCCUAACCAGCUCCAUGGCAGCAGAGGCCAUAGCCACAGCCAACACUUCCUCCCCACACAGCCCUACUUUGUGACCAACAGCAAGACAGAGGUGACUGUGUGAGACAAAAGGAAGAAGGGUAAAGAAUGCAUGGUGACAUAAACGGAUACACCAACACGAGAGUUGGCCAAAGGCACAGGUGUGUUUGUUCAAAUCUGAGGUGGUACUGGUAAAUGAUAUGCACUUUGUGACACCACAUCUGAUUGGGCCCUUUUUAACACAAAGAGAGUCCAUCAAAUCACCACUGAACGUUGAUGUCUGAUGCUAGUGGUCAGGUGACAUCAUCAUAACAAUGUAAAGUUGUUCAACAUGUGUAUCACAGCUACAUGAGCACUGCAAUGUCACAGAGAUUGAUGGGACCCAAACCCUGGAAGCAAUAUAAGGGAUCCAGCACCCAGGCAUUGUUUGCGAAGUCAAAUUGAUAGUCCCGGUGUCUGCCAAACGAGAAUUAAAUGGUUGAACUACAAACAUUCCAGUAUGCCUCACCCCCCAAAUGUCUUGAUGUGUUGAAAAUGACAGAGGACAAGGGCUCUGGGCUUUGGACUGCAAGCAUACAAGGUUCACUAGAUGUUUCCUCAUAAGCUUUGGAACUGAAGGUCUGCCUUCUAGAACAAAGCUCCAACACAGUUAAUGGGUGGCGGAGACACAGCUCUUGUCUGCAGAGACACAGCAUGAUUCUUCCAUAGUCACACUGAAGUGCACAUAUUCCAACACAUGCAGGAAUAGGACCGGGAUGAACAUAGAAGAAACUACAUAGGAUUACUGUAGAAACGUCAGCCGCCCCAGCUUGAUCCAUUUAUGCUUUGUUUUGUUUGUUUGCAUAUGUGAUUUGUACACAUGUGUUGGAUAUUGUAUUAAAUCUCCACUGGAACACUUAAA
Molecule: messenger RNA, 2856 nt
Organism: Nerophis lumbriciformis (worm pipefish)
Lineage: Eukaryota; Metazoa; Chordata; Actinopteri; Syngnathiformes; Syngnathidae
Gene: shisa9a
Product: shisa family member 9a
Biological process (GO): regulation of short-term neuronal synaptic plasticity; regulation of AMPA receptor activity
Cellular component (GO): dendritic spine membrane; postsynaptic membrane; postsynaptic density
Source: RefSeq, a predicted model, not a curated record